GUCUCGUCUCUCCCGCAUCAAAAACCCCGCCCGCGGCGCAAGUGCAAGGAAGAAAAAACCCCCCGCGCCGCGGGCAUCGCUCGCCGGCGACCACCAUCUCGUCGCCGACCGCCCCUCACCUCAUCGCCGAUGCCUCUGGUAAGGGCCACCGACCCGGUCGCCGCCUCGCGCGAUCCCCCACCCGCCAUGCCCUUCUUCCUUCCUCCUCCUCCUCCUCCUCCUCCUCCUCUGCCCUCGUCCCUCCGUCUUCUCCGCCCUCCUCCCAUCGUCCUCCGCCUCCACCCCGCCUUCCUCGCCGAAAUGGACUCCUGCCGGACCACUUCCCUCGUCAAGUUUUUGAACGACGAGGGAGCCAUCCCGUCGCCGGAGGCGGACAGGAAGAGGGAGCAGGUCAUCCGUAAGCUUAACAAGAUUGUGAUGGACUGGGCCAAGGUGGUGGCGUACGAGCAGAGGGUGCCCCCAAGGCGAGCCACGGCUACCGUUUUGAUCUAUGGAUCAUACACCUUAGGGGCUCAUGGACCUGAAUCUGACAUUGAUGCACUAUGUGUUGGUCCUUGCAUUGCAACACUACAGUACCAUUUUUUCGUUGUUCUGAGACAAAUUCUUGAGGAGAGGCCAGAAGUCUCAGAACUGCAGACUGUCGAAACUGCUAAGGUUCCAUUGAUGCGAUUUAGGUUCAGCGGUAUUUCAGUUGAUUUUACAUAUGCUCAGCUUCCAGUUAUUAAUGCAUCAGAGGCUAUAAAUACAUCUGAUCCUCACUUACUCCAGAAACUUGAUUCACGAAGCUGGAGAAGUCUGUCUGGAGUUCGUGUUAACGAACAAAUUGUCCAAUUAGUACCAAAUGCAGAGAAGUUCCAAAUCCUGUUGCGAUGCAUCAAACUAUGGGCUAAGAGGCGAGGAAUUCAUUGCCAUUUGCUCGGAUUCUUUGCUGGGAUACAUUUAGCGAUUCUUGCAGCUUAUGUUUGUCAGAGAUAUCCAUAUGGCACCAUCAAUGGUCUAUUCAUCAUGUUCUUUGAUAUGUUUGCUCACUGGCCAUGCCAAAUUCCAGUAAGCUUGCAUGGUCAGCCCACUAAUUGCAGACAUUCAGAUGGGUCUUUCAUGCCCAUAGUGAUGCCUUGUACUCCACCAGAGUUUUGUGCAUCCAACAUGACAAAAGGCACCUUCAGGAAAAUUAGAGAAGAGCUUAUGCGAGGUUAUGCUUUGACCAAGGAGAUAUGGAGGCAUGAUUUUGAGUGGGUCUGGCUUUUCACUCCCUUUCCGUAUACUACAAAAUAUGAAGAGUUCCUUCGAAUUGCUCUAUGUGCCCCAACAUCGGAAGAGCUACGUGACUGGGCUGGAUGGGUGAAGUCCCGCUUCCGUAACCUUAUUCUCAAGCUGGAAAGUAUUGGUGUUGAGUGUGACCCACAUUCCACAGAGGAAGUUGAUCAUAGAGUCAUCGAGCCAAACACCGUAUAUCACUGGGGCCUCAUCUAUAAAACAAGCACCCAUGUUGAUAUCAACUCACUUGGGGACGAUUUCAUGAAGGAUGUAAUCACUGAUGUAUAUGGCAAGGUCAAAUGUACGCAUUCAAAGCUGACAAUGUCCAUUGUUAGGUCGUCACAGCUUCCGAAAAGCUUGCACAGCCACCGUGUGUAUACACCAUACCUUCCUCAAUACAUGCUGGGCUACCAGACUCCGACCAACUACAGUGGCACAGCUGGCUAAGACUUGUGUGGAUCAUCGUUACCUGGGACUUCUUCUGAGACCAUUGGGUCUUACCUGACGUUUCAUCCAUGAUCGUAUAUACUGAACUGGGGUAUAUUUCUGCUCUCUGUUGCCCCCACAUCACACUCUCAGAGUAGAUCUGGUGAUCAGAGUCUGCUCCCUUUGAGCUUGCAGAGUAUGUAGUAAACUCAUGAAACUGAAGUUACCGACUGGCGCAAGUGCACAUAUGGUCGCGUGAGGCCGGCUACGAAAAUGCAGUUAUAGCGGUGGCAUGUAAACUGGUCGUGGGUAUUGUACGCUGAACAUCCAAGUGUGAGUUACAUUUGUACUGAUAGCUGCAGACUGCUGCUGGGUGCAGGCCAUCCAUUGGUGAAUGUACUGUUGAUUUUUCAUGCCAGCCCACAAGGUCUGAAAUCUGAAGGGAUAGUUAAUUCUAAUUAGCAUCAUUUGUGGUUCUGAGAUGAUGGAAGCAGAAUA
Molecule: messenger RNA, 2181 nt
Organism: Oryza brachyantha (malo sina)
Lineage: Eukaryota; Viridiplantae; Streptophyta; Magnoliopsida; Poales; Poaceae
Product: nuclear poly(A) polymerase 3
Exons: 10
Coding region: 130-1704 (524 amino acids)
Cellular component (GO): nucleus
Molecular function (GO): poly(A) RNA polymerase activity; RNA binding
Source: RefSeq, a predicted model, not a curated record